AUGGAGUUUAGCAAGUUUUUUCUAGCAAUAUGCUUCAUAGGGUUCACCCUAAUUCACGCCUCCCUGGCACAAAAUUCCCACCGAGACUUUCUCAACGCCCACAAUGCUGCUCGUGCCGAAGUCGGUGUUGCUCCUCUAACAUGGAACCACACGCUGCAAGUCUAUGCCAGGAAUUAUGCUAACAAGAGAAGGGAUUGCAACUUGGAGCAUUCCAAUGGACCAUAUGGGGAAAACAUCGCUCAAGGAUGGGGUACCUUCACUGCACUUGAGGCUGUGAAGAUGUGGGUUGAUGAGAAACAAUACUACGACUGCAAGUCCGGUUCGUGUAAGGGUGGUGAGUGCCUGCACUACACCCAGGUUGUCUGGCGCGACACCAAGCGUAUUGGGUGUGCCAGGGUCAAGUGUAAUAAGGAUGGGGGGAUCUUUAUGACUUGCAACUACGAUCCUAUCGGUAAUUACGUUGGUGAACGCCCAUUUUAA
This is a messenger RNA of Juglans regia (Persian walnut), 480 nucleotides long. RefSeq names its product basic form of pathogenesis-related protein 1-like. Lineage: Eukaryota; Viridiplantae; Streptophyta; Magnoliopsida; Fagales; Juglandaceae. The record is from RefSeq and is a predicted model, not a curated record. The transcript has a single exon. Gene Ontology annotation, cellular component: extracellular region. Bases 1 to 480 code for a protein of 159 amino acids.